Bursaphelenchus okinawaensis is the source of this 3973-nucleotide messenger RNA. The record is from the annotation of a GenBank genome assembly. NCBI's taxonomy places the organism in Eukaryota, Metazoa, Nematoda, Chromadorea, Rhabditida, Aphelenchoididae.
AUGAGAGAAAGCCCGGACAAAUCGCUGGGUCAAGCCGCAAUCGCCAUCAGCGACGCCAGCCUCCCCAUCGACAUGAACUUCGCUUCCUUCACCCCCAACUCGGAGAUGUCAACUCUGUCGCCAAUCAGCUUUCUAGAUGGACUGAACAAGAAGGAAAGGAAGCGAAGGAGAAUCAUAGGCAACCACGACAACACUCUGGAUGGUCUUGUGGCUAAACGGAUUGAUUUGGGGCCAGAUACAAAACGGUACCAGACAGAGAAUGAGGCCAUCGAACUGCCGAACGAUGAGAUGGAAAUGAAGGUGGGUUUGGGCUUUGAAGGUCAUAAAAAUGGCUUUAAAAUUGAUUUUUUUUUUAGUUUUUAAAGCUAAAAUUGAUUUUUUGAAAUAAAAAAGUCUUGUCGCCAAUUUACAUUAAGUUCUACCUUGAAAAACGACAAGACUUUUUGAACCCUCUUAACCUUUUUGAAAAAUUUUAUAAGUAAACUUGUAAGCUUAGGAAUUAAAAAUUUAACUCAAAUUUUAAUGUUUUAACUUUAGUUUAGGCCUAAAUAUUUAAAAUCAGAUUCAAAAAUUGAAAUUUGACCCAAAAAAUCCAUUUUUCUUAUAAAAUUUUCGUUUUCAGCGCCUCGAAACAGACCCAGAUGUAUCAACGAGAAUGUGCUCCAUCUGUGGCUAUCAAGGCAAAUGGGUCUCCGAGAUGGUACGACACAAGAGAGUACACACGAACGAACGACCAUUCAAAUGCAAGUACUGUAGUCGGACCAGCAAAUGGAAGGCCGAUCUGAUUCGGCAUGUUGCCAGUAAGUUUACUCGGUUUACCUUGGAGAUCUUAGUUUGUCAAGAAAAAAAAUUUUUGGGGGUGAAUUACCCCGCCCAGAAAUUUUUUUUGAACGGGCUUGGUACUCCAUGCCAAUACUAUCAAAAAAAUGACCUAUCCCACCCUACCCUAAUCUACCCUACGUUACCCCGCCCUACCCUAAUCUACCCUACUUUACCUUACAUUACCCAUCCCAAAAAACACACCCCCCCCCCGCCUCUUCUUGGGAAAUAACUGCCAUUUUCACAUUUUGUAAAAAUACAGUAUCCUUUUCUUUCAAAAAAGUAAUAUCUUCCCGAAAUAUAAAAUUACAUCCCAGUAAACCCUAGAAUACGAUCAUAUCAUGGGUUUCUUUGUACAUUACAACUUCGUAUCAGAAGUUACAAUUUCAAACUUUGAGUGUAAAAUACAAUUAACAUUGCCAUUUACAGAAACCCAUGGUAUUCGUGUCGUGUCAAAGUACAGCCGCUCCAAAGCCUUCGAAACCCAAACCGACCAGGACAGUCGACCAAAGGAUGAGAAUAACAAUAAGGUAAGGGUUGAUGUGAUUAGGAAUUCAUUCAGAAAAAUGGAAAUUUGUUGUAAUACCAUGUUUAUUCUUUAAUUAAAAUUUUAAAACAAGUAUUUUACAAAAAAAUUUUUAAAUAGCAAAAACUUGAGUUACAGCCUUUGUAAAGGGCCAAUACAUCUUCUAUUGAGUCGUUCAAAUAAUUCUGAGCCUCCUAGCCCCAAAAAUUUGCUUUGAGAGGAAGCACAGAAUUAUUUAAACCACCUGAUAUUAUGUUUUAACAGAGUCUUGUCCUUUAAAAAUAGAAGAAAAAGUUUUGUCGUUUUUAUGCAUGAAAAACAAUGUAAAUUGACGACAAGACUUUUAAACCAUUAUUAUAAAUGGUAAAAUCUUUAGUUUCGUCUUUUUCUAACUUAUAUAGCUAAUUUAAUAUCAAAAACCAGUAAAAAUUGCUAAAAUUUCAGGUCGAAAAGUCUUGUCGUUAAUUUACAUUGUUUUCCACGUAUAAAAACGGCAAGACGUCUUUUUGCCACUUUAAUAUAAACUUUUUUUUGUUAUAAGCCUAAAGGUUGUUCAAAUAAUGCUGCGCCCCCUCCCAAAGCAAAUUUUCGAAACUAGGGGCACAGAAUUAUGUGAACAACUUAAUAGCUUAUUUUAGUCAAAAUGCCAUCAUAAUGUACAUAUAGUAGUAGAUAUUGUUAGAUUUGUAUCAUAUUGUUGUAGUUCCGUCUCUAUUAAUUGUAAAACGAGACAAAAUACAAUUUCGCAAUUGUUCCAAAGACUUUUGAAAUCGCCUUAAACAACUUUUACAAUUACUGGAAGUCGUGGUUGUAAACGUGAUUUGGAUUUCAAAAGGGUUUUGAGCUGAAAAACAGUGCUUUAGGGCUUGGAGCGGGACAAGUUUUUAAAAUUUUUCUAUUUCUUUAGAGACUUUGUUACCUAAAAUUGACUGUUUUUUAGAAAUAAUAGGUAAAAUACGCCUUUUUCUUGAAAAAUAUUACCUAAAAUACGCCUUUUUUUGUAGAAUAUUACCUAAUUUACGUCCUUUUCGUGAAGAAUAUUACCUAAAAUACACUUUUUUUAAAGAAUAUUACCUAAAACAAGCAGAUUUUUUAAAAAUAUUGUUUAAAAUUCACUAAUUUUCCUAAACUAUUACCUAAAAAUAGUCAAAAAGCCAAAUUAAAACCUUAUUUUUUGUCCUAAAAUGCUCUAAACAACUUAAUAAUGAAAAUAAUAAACAAAAUUUACCUACCAAUGCCAAUAUUAAUCACCACCCAUUUCAGCCGGCCUUCUUGUUCCCCUCACCCCUCCAAUCUUCACCAUCCUCAACCUCCACCGUUUCGCCAAUCUCGACCUCGGCCCCAUUCUACAAGUGCCAAACCUGCUUCUUCGAAGCCGAAUCCAUGGACGGAAUGCAGAUUCAUUUGGAGGAACGGCACGAUCAGCUACCGUUCGACUGCAGAUCGUGUCGGACGAGCUUCAAGGACAUACGUGAGGUGUCGGCCCACUUCCUUCAGCCUGAAAACAAGUGUAGCGCCGUCUCCAUGAAGCUAAACUUCUGCAUUAGCGAGUUCUCGAAGCCUCAGAAUCCGCUGACGGUGUCGACUUCGGUGCAUUCGGAAAACGCUUCGACUUCUGGAGUAUCGUGCCUGACUUCAGGGGUUUCGAGCUUGAAUUCUGGAAUUUCUAGCCUGAAUUCUGGAGUGUCAUCGUUGACUUCGGGUGUAUCGUCAUUAACUUCUGGCCUAUCAUUAAAUGCACUAGCUUCUGGAUUGCCUUCUGGCCUAUCGUCACUCGUGACUUCAUCGUCGAAUGGGAUUCUGAGUUCAUCGGCUUCGUCAGGAGUCUCCAGCUGCGCUUCAAGUGAUCUGGAAUCGAAACGUGAGCACAAUUGCAGCGACUGUGCCUUCCAUUCGCCUUCGGAAGACCAAUUCGAACAACAUAGACUAGGCCACGAGCCUCCACGAGGUCUGUUUACCUACAAGUGUCUGUUCUGCUCCUGGAACUCGAAGAAGAAGACCUCCAUGGAGAAGCACCUGACCGUCCACACCGCCAAUCCAGCCCAGUUCAUGCCUCAGAUCGAGAAGAACUUCUUGGCUCCAGUAUCACAGCCAGUACCAGUUCAAGGUGGUCAACCAGCUAGCCAGCCAUCAGCACUGCAAUGUCUACAACAAUUGUCACAAAACCAACUGUUCGGAGCGACGGCGCCACAACUUUCACUGCCUUCUGAAGGCUUCAACACCUUAGGGCUUCUGUCGACGCUCUAUCAACAACGACAGUUCCCACAGGCUUUGAUUGGGUCUGUUCCGACCAGUGGCAAUCUCAAUAUCAAUGCUUUUAAGGAUGUAAGUGAUUUGGAGUACUGUAAAGAAAAUUUGUACAUUUUCGCUUACUGUAAAGAAAGUUAUUGCAGUUUUCAGUAACAUACCCAACGUUUUCCUUACAAUACUCUGCUUAUUACCUGAAUAAAAUGCCUUAAACUUCUAUUAUCCAUGUUCCAGAUGCCAGCCAACCCCCUAAUGGCCUUCGGACUGUGCUCUCUACUCAGUAACCUCUCCAAAUCACAAACAGCCGUCUCUCCUUCAAUCAACAACGGCCAGUCCGUCUCGUCCAGUCCACUGACUGCGUCUUCCUUCGAACAAUUCUAG